Molecule: messenger RNA, 3222 nt
Organism: Colletotrichum karsti
Lineage: Eukaryota; Fungi; Ascomycota; Sordariomycetes; Glomerellales; Glomerellaceae
Product: ubiquitin carboxyl-terminal hydrolase
Exons: 2
Coding region: 1-3222 (1073 amino acids)
Biological process (GO): protein deubiquitination
Cellular component (GO): nucleus; cytosol
Molecular function (GO): cysteine-type deubiquitinase activity; cysteine-type endopeptidase activity
Source: RefSeq, a predicted model, not a curated record
AUGAGUUCGACGGCUCCCUCAGCCACCAGAACCGUCCUCGGCGGCGGCGGCGGCCCGGCCUUAUCCAACGGCACCUCCAUACACUCCUUCGCCAUGGGCGGCGAUGGGGGAGCUGCCGGCCGCGGCGGCAAACCCCCGCUACCACAUAUAGACGACCUCACAUCCGCCUCCCCCGACAUCGAUAUGAAACUACCCUUGCGCAAGAUCCUCGAGGCGGGCGACCAUGCCAUGCGACAGGCCGAGACCUGCCGCGACUUCGGCCGACCAGACUUGGCAUUUAAGGAAUACAUCAAGGCCUCCCUCAUCGCCAUCAGAUAUGUCCCUCAGCAUCCAGAUGCUCUGGCCGUCAGGGGCAAUCACGGAGACAUGAGUCGCAUUCACGCAGCUCUCAUGAAGAAAAUAGAGUCACAGCACGGAAUUUUUGAAAAGAUCAAGGCCGAUAUCAUUGCCGACAACCAAAGAACUGGAGUCAGACCAACAAAUUCGAGACCUUCUUCCACAGUCAACGGAGGUGCGAGCCGACCGAUGACACCCCAAGGACAGCCGAGCGCGCCGGUUGCGAGUCCUCCGCGAUCCGACGCAGGCACACAGCUCAAUGGCUCGCCGUCCGGGAAGCCAAAACCCGCGGUGCAGCCGAAGCCUCAGGCCUUACACGGCAAUGCUAUACGUUCAAGUGCCGGGCUUGCUGCCAUCAAGAGCAAGGCCGCUGAGGACCUGGCAGCCCGCUUCGCCAAUCUCAGAGGGCCGGUGGCUUUGCCCGGUCAAGAUCCUCGCAUACGAACACACCCCUUAGUGCCACCGAGACCAGCGGGGCCGAGAGCCAUGCCUGAACCGACCGAGAAACCGAAAGUCGCCGUUGUGACGAGCUUGCCAGAUCUCCCCAAGAUGCCCGAUGCCAUCUACAGUCCGGCCAGGGGUACGGUAUCGAACGAGGCGGCCUCGCUCCCUUCGAGCACACCGCGCGGCUUGUUCAGCAGGACAGGCUCUUCGGCCACGAUAAACACGGUCCUUGCGAACAACAAGUCUUCCGACUACUUCGUCCCAACUCACCCGCAACCCAACGCCGUUCCAGCGCCAGCCAGAUCUCAUAGCAUUUCGAUACCCGAGGGCGACUCUAUCACAGCCGAAGACCUAAUGGGUUUCAUUAAAAGGGGUUCGGCUGCCCUUCAAGUCCUAAUCAUUGAUGUUCGAAGCCGAGAUGACUUUGACGAAGGUCACAUUCUGUCACAGGCCGUCAUCUGCAUCGAGCCCAAUAUCCUUUUAAGAGAGAAUAUUUCAGCCGAACAAAUCGCCGAGAGCAUGGUGCUCUCUCCGGCCCAGGAGUAUCACCAUUUCGAGAGGAGGGACGCUUUCGACCUGGUGGUUUUCCACGACCAAGACUCAGACUCCAUCCCUCGGUAUAUGUCUCCCGACAUGGAUGCCGCUGCGCUCUUGUCACUGCAACGCGCAUUGACUUACUUCAACUACGGGAAAGAGCUGAAGAACCCUCCUAAACUGCUCCAGGGAGGUUUGGAUGCGUGGACUGACCUGAUGGGUCGCGCUGCUCUCGCUACAUCUCAGACGGCGGGUGCUGUCCGGGCUCCUCGGGUUCGGUCUCCGUUGAAACCCACCAUAUCAAUUUCCAAGCCGACCAGGAAGUACAAGGUCACGCCGUUGAAGCCCGAAGAAGUCAAGCUGUGGGAGGAGACGCUACACAACGCCGACCUUGAGACUGCGCGUUCUCCUGGCUUUAUGCAUGUGCGCAGUACGGAGGAGUUCUUGCGGAGAUUUCCCGCCGUUUCUACUGAGCAGGAGUCUAUGCAGUCACCCGUCAGCCCCGACAGGCCACCCCACAGCUACGGUCAAAACCACGUCGACAUCUACUCGGAUCUCCCGUCACCGCCCACCCGUCCUGCUCCAGCCGUGCCUCGUCCAAGCUACAGCGGUUUGUCACAGACUCAAGAUGAUCAUGAGGCUCCCCAAGCAUUGGCUUUCCCUGCUCAAACACGAAACUUGAAGCAAGGUCCUUUGGCUCGUCCUGACUCUCCUUCUGUCAUGGGCGCGGUGAAGGAUGGUCCUCAUAUUACGGGCUUGAAUAACCCCGGCGUUUGGUGUUAUGCCAAUAGCUCCAUCCAAGCUCUCCGAAUGUCACCUGGAUUUGGAAAGGAGUUGGCUUCGUUUGACUGGCAGAACACGUACAAGGUCCCGAAGAAGGCUGAUGAAAAGAGCGACCCGCCUCAACUCAUGUCACGUAUUCUGUCCAACUUGUUCCAUUGGUUGGAGUCCGGAAAGUUCGACGUCAUGAAAGCGCAGACAUUGAUGGACUACUCCCGAUCAGUCUGUGAAAAGAGUCGAAUCAAGGAAAAGGGCGAUGAGUUUGGUGGUAGCCGACAGCAGGAUGCUCAGGAGUUCAUGUCAUGGCUCAUGGCUUACCUCCACGACGAAACCAACAUGCGAAGGGACCGCGGGGGAGACGACAACUCAACCAUGCCGCAGAUGAAAGUCGGCAAGUCAAUGCUGCAGGGCGCGUACGAAUGGUGGGGACACUACUCGAGGACUAACCAGUCCAUCGUCGACAAAUACUGGCGAGGUCUGGAACUUUCAACCGUGGUGUGUUCCAGAUGUCGCAACAGGACGUACAACUGGGCGACGUUUGACUUCAUCUCGAUGCCCAUCAACGGCGGCACGCAAACCAUUGAGGACUGCCUGCGGUCGUACAUUGAACCCGAGAUCCUCUCCGACUACAAAUGCGACACCUGCAACAUGAAUGUUCAGGGACAAAAGCAGAUCGCACUAGCGCGCCUCCCGGAGCUCCUGUGCUUAUCCUUCCGCCGUUUCGACUACGACUCCACCAUGCAAAUACACAAGAAACGCGACAUGAUCACCUGGGACUUCAACAACCUCAACCUCGACUCCUUCUUCAUCCCCCCUGAAGAGAGGAACACCAUCGGGCCGCCGCUGGACGAGAAGUUUGAGCUGCCCUUCGACUACGAGUGCUACGCCGUCAUCAUCCACACCGGAAACAACAUCACCAGCGGCCACUACUACGCCUACGUCCGCGAACCCAAUAAUCCAGACCCCUGCGCCUGGUACCGCAUCAGCGACGCCCGCGUCACCCCGGUCCGAAUCGAUGGGACCGGCAGGGGCGCCGACGCCAGCCGCGAUGUGUUUAAGAAAGGCACCAGUGACGUGCCAUACUUGGUCUUCUUCCGCAGGAAACAAGGCCGGUCCGCCAGACGAUGA